This is a messenger RNA of Uncinocarpus reesii 1704, 2058 nucleotides long. RefSeq lists its product as uncharacterized. Bases 1 to 2058 code for a protein of 685 amino acids. NCBI's taxonomy places the organism in Eukaryota, Fungi, Ascomycota, Eurotiomycetes, Onygenales, Onygenaceae. The record is from RefSeq and is a predicted model, not a curated record. The transcript has 4 exons.
AUGGCCUUCAAAAGUAUGGCCUGCGUUCCCCCAGAAGCUACCCGUGGGGUCAAAACAAUCAACCGCGUCCGCCAUGGAUCCGACAGCGACAAGGCUACUACCAUGGCCACCCCCUUCUCGGAUCGACCGAAUCGUGGAUCCGACACCGAGAUUGUCUGGGCAUCGCCCUCAGAACCCGCCCCUGUGUUUUCAGGCGAUGGCCGCGCCAGGCGUGCGAGAGGUUCAAGCGAUGACAACGAAGACGAACCGCCUAGCGGGUUUAUUAAUGAAGACUUGAGGGCUGGAGGGCCGUACCUCUGCCCGCUUCCAGUUUCAUUGUUUCCGUUCCCAAGAACCCAUCCCCUUGCUAUAGAAACAGACCGCGAUCCCGGGCAGUUAUUCAAUGCUAUCCGAUCCAUCUUAGAGGCACACUCUAUCACAUUUAAUUCAAUUGACUUUUGUCAAUGCCAAGCUGAGUGGGAUCCUGAAGAACCUAGGAUACCGACCAUUCUUAUUUCCGCGAGAAAGUCACAAUUGGAUCGAACAUGGCUUCAUGCCAGCAGAGAGAUCCAUGGUCUUCUUCAGAAGAAGAAUUUGAAUGAUGUGUCUGUUGAGAUAGCAGAUCCUCGAGUGUUUGAGCCUAUGCAAUAUGAUCCCAUUCACCCUACUGAUACAAUCUACCCAAAAUGGGAUGCUGUCUGUGCUGCAAUCUUGGAUCUAGGCAUCAACAAUUGCCGGGCUAUAGAGUGUUUUCGAUAUGGAAGGGGCACUGAUGGCAAGAAUCCACAAACAAUCAUUGUCACAGUAUCUCCCUCUGAGAGUAAAUAUAAACAGACCCGAGAACAGAUAGUCGACAUCCUCAACAAUUUUGAACUGCCAACGGUCGGCGUGAUCAUUGCUAAAGGGGAAAUUGAAAGAAGUGCUACGCCGUGGAUGUUACCGUGGGAUGACAUGAAGGACGCUGGGCAGGCUGGCCUCAGCCUUGGGAAACAUGGAAUAUCUAACUCGUCCGGGACCUUUGGCGGCUGGGUAGAAAUCCAGGAUGCGACCACUGAAAGAUGGAUACAGUUAGGCCUAACAUGCUUCCAUUGUGUUGAUCCAAAAGAACAGGCAAAUACCGCACCGCCACAACUUCUCACCAGGUGGUAUACAAAUGGGAUCUCCGCAAAUGAUGCUGAUGCCAAGGAAUAUUUGAAGGUUGACCAGCCAAGCAUGCAUGAUAUUGAAAAUGAACUGGCAGUACUUGAUGAAUUUAUCAAGGUUGAUCAGAACCACAAAUGCUAUGCCUCAAUUCAGACAGCUCUACAAGCUGAUGAAUUCAUAACCCCCCCUGACUCUGAAUUAUACAAGAGCAUCAAAGCCUCCCUUCAGAAACAUAUGGCCAAGAAAUUGCAUAUUGAACAAUUUCGUGAUUCUGGAGCUCCCUAUCUCAGGCAUGUCUAUGCAGGUUCUGGAUAUCGCGAAAAGCCUAUAUUGAGAGAAAACCAUAGUGAUUAUGAGGCGAUUAUGGACUGGGCAUUAAUUGAUGUUGAAGACUCCCGUGUUGGGGACAACAAUAUCACCAUACAUGGGACGCCAAUUUUUCACGCAAUCCAUCACCUGACCACCCUUAGGAAUUGGGACGUGAUUAGGCCUUUAGUUAGCAAUGAGGACAGUGGUACUGAUGACCUUUAUAAAGUCGGCCGGUCGACCAGAUUUACAGCUGGGCGGUACAAUGGCAUCAAGAGCGCUCAUGUGGCCACCAAGAUCAAUGAACAUGGUGAACAGGAAACAAAAGUGACAAUGGAGCAUGCUAUUGUUGGCAUAUCUGGAAGGUUUUCCAACCCUGGUGACUCUGGUUCUUUUGUUUUCACAAGGUAUGGGGAGGUCAUUGGGAUGAUUUUUGGGGGACACACACAGGGUCCAAUAAGCUACAUGACGCACAUUUCAGACCUCUUUGAUGACAUUAAAGCCAUCACUGGAUGCAUUGGGGUACGGAUUUAUGCAAAGCGGUAUGUACUUUUACCGCCUCUCCUGUGCCAAAGAAUGCCGCUGAUUACUCGAAUUCAAGGAGCCCAAACCUUCGUUCUCCCCCCUUGA